Messenger RNA from Drosophila hydei, 1072 nucleotides. Its product is annotated as hairy/enhancer-of-split related with YRPW motif protein. The record is from RefSeq and is a predicted model, not a curated record. Bases 129 to 914 code for a protein of 261 amino acids. Lineage: Eukaryota; Metazoa; Arthropoda; Insecta; Diptera; Drosophilidae. The transcript has 2 exons.
AAUACAUUUUUCAAAAGUCGUCUUACCUUUGCCUUAGCUGUUCGUGUAAUUGUGUCAAUCGCAUAGACUGUUGGAAUAUUUCGAGUUCCCAUUUUUCUUACACAAAUUGCUCACUGGCCGUCCAGAAGAUGGACGAGCCAAUCGUAUCCAUAUAUGAUAUGCUGAUGAAGCGCUACAGACAGCAGCGCCGAGAGGACCUUCAGGGCCAAAAGGACUCACUACUCAAUCGCCCUGCCAGAGAUAUACGCCUGUCCUGUGCCGCACAGCUGCAGUCACACACAACGUCGCAAUCGAGUAUGGACAAGAAGACCAGAUUGCGCUUGACUCGGCCACGCAGUACCAUGGACAACAUGUCUAGCUGCAAAAUGUCCACAAAUGUGACAGCAACACACCUGACCAAGAAGCAAUCGGGUGUUCUGCUGCAGCCGCCGAUUAAAAAGGAGGUGCUCAACCACCUGGUGGCCAAGAUGAGUGGCUUGAACCGCAAGCAGAUGGUAGGUGCAGCUGUCGCUACGUCUGCUUCGGACAAGCCGACGAGUUCGUUGAGCAAGAAACGUUCCAAGAACGUCAAAGCUAUGAAAUCGUCGCAUGGCAGCGGAGAGUUUAGUAAAUCCCGGAACAGGCUAGUGCUCUCACCGCGACACACCAAUCGGCAGCUCAAACCCCAAAUUAAGCGAGAUAAGUUAAAGGUCAAUAGCGAACUGAAGCAGCUACAGCAGCAGCAGCAGCAUCAGCAGCAGCAGCUGGAGCAGCUGGAGCUGCAUCAGCAGCAGCAACUGCAGAAGCAGCAACAACGUCGACUAAAGAAUGCAGAUUCGGCGCAACAAAAACAUCGUGUAAGGACACGUAUAUCCAAGAUUUCAGUGACGGUAAAGGAGGCCAGUGUUGAGAAAGCCACACGACAUCGCCUCUAGGCUCUAUAUAUUUAUAUAUGUCUACACUAUGCACACAUAUAUAGCUGUAUGUAUUUACAUAUUUCAUCUUCAAAUUGCUAGUGUUGAUGUCGUCCAGAGUUCUUUUUGUAUUGUAUUUUGGAGCGCGCUUCCAUUUGGCAAUCAAUGGGUUUUCCAUU